AUGACGCUGUCACAUCCCUCCAGGAAGUUUAUGUUUCGAGUCCUUUGGAAAAGUGAAGCACAGCUGUUUAAAAAGGAGUUUGCUGAGGACCCUGGCCCUGCUUCUGCAGCACACUGUGCUUUCCUUGGCCAUAGGUAUGCUACCUCCAUCCCCUCAGGGCAGGCAGGCCACAGUUUCUGGACCCCGUCAGAGCAGACCAAUGCCUACCUCUGCAAUGACUGCAGACCUCAACUUCAGGGUUCCUUGAAAAGAAAACAGGUAGUUAACCUGUCUCCUGCCAACAGCAAGAGGCCCAAUGGCUUUGUUGACAACUCUUUCCUUGAUAUCAAAAGAAUCCGUGUUGGGGAGAAUCUCUCUACUGGACAAGGUGGCCUCCAAGUAAAUAAUGGACAAAAUCAAAUUAUGCCAGGGGCCUUGCCUAUGAGUCAGGCACCCCCGAGAAAGAUUAGCACACUGCCAUCCCACAUACAUUCUCCUGGCAAUGCUUUGUUUAACAUGGGCUUAAAAGAAGUGAAGAAAGAGCCAGGAGAGACUCUGUCUUGCAGUAAGCACAUGGAUGGUCAAAUGCCACAGGAGAAUCUUUUUAGUAAUAGGUAUGGAGAUGACCCUGGAGAGCAACUGAUGGAUCCUGAGCUGCAGGAACUUUUCAAUGAACUGACCAACAUAUCUGUGCCUCCCAUGAGUGACCUUGAAUUGGAGAACAUGAUCAAUGCCACCAUAAAGCAGGACGACCCAUUUAACAUUGACUUGGGUCAGCAGAGCCAGAGGAGCACGCCCCGACCCUCCUUGCCCAUGGAGAAGAUGGUGAUCAAAAGUGAAUACUCACCUGGCCUGACUCAAGGCCCCUCCAGCUCUCCUCAGUUAAGGCCCCCAUCAGCUGGCCCUGCAUUCUCAAUGGCCAAUUCUGCCCUCUCCACUUCAUCCCCAAUUCCUACAGUCCCUCAGAGCCAGGCUCAGCCUCAGACAGUGUCAGGAGCAAAUCGGGCCCUGCCAAGCUGGCAGGAAGUAUCCCAUGCUCAGCAACUCAAACAAAUUGCGGCCAAUCGUCAACAGCAUGCCCGGAUGCAGCAGCAACAGCAGCAGCAGCAGCAGCAACAGCAGCAACAGCAGCAGCAGCAGCAGCAGCAGCAGCACCAGCCUACCAACUGGUCAGCCUUGCCCUCUUCUGCUGGACCAUCCCCAGGUCCAUUUGGGCAAGAGAAAAUUCCCAGCCCUUCUUUUGGUCAGCAGCCAUUCAGCCCACAGGGCUCCCCUAUGUCCGGGGUAGCUGGCAGUAGCAACCAGUCAAAAGUAAUGGCUAACUACAUUUACAAGGCCAGCCCCUCAACCCAGGGUGGGCAUCUGGAUGUGCUCAGCCGAAGUUUUAUUAACAACCCCCACCCAGCCCUGGAGCCCCGUCAUGGCAACACCAAGCCUCUGUUCCAUUUUAAUUCAGAUCAAGCAAACCAGCAGAUGCCUUCUGUUUUGCCUUCUCAGAACAAGCCUUCUCUCCUACACUAUACCCAGCAGCAGCAGCAGCAGCAGCAGCAGCAGCAACAGCAGCAGAGCUCAAUGACAGCUCAGCAGCAGCAGCAGCAGCAACAGCAGCAGCAACAGCAGCAGCAGCAGCAGAGCUCUAUUUCAGCUCAGCAGCAACAGCAGCAACAGCAGCAGCAGCAGCAACAGCAGCAGCAGCAGCAACAGCAGCAACAGCAGCAGCAGCAGCAGCAGCAGCCACCAUCACAGCCCACCCAACCCUUAUCAAGCCAGCCUUUGAUGAGGUCACCCUUACCACUUCAGCAAAAGAUCCUGCUUCAGAAAAUUCAGAAUCAGUCCAUCACAGGACUGGGCUAUCAAGUCUCCCAACAACACAGACAGGAUCAACACUCUGUGGUAGGCCAGAACACAGGCCCAAGUCCAAGUCCCAACCCCUGCUCAAAUCCAAACACUGGAAGUGGUUACAUGAACUCCCAGCAGUCACUGUUGAAUCAGCAAUUGAUGGGAAAGAAACAGACUCUACAGAGGCAGAUCAUGGAGCAGAAACAGCAGCUUCUCCUCCAGCAGCAGAUGCUAGUUGAUGCGGAGAAAAUGGCUCCACAAGAUCAGAUAAACCGACAUUUGACAAGGCCACCCCCAGAUUACAAAGACCAAAGAAGAAAUGUUGGCAAUCUGCAAACAGCUGCUCAGUAUUCUGGUGGCUCAUCGACGGUGAGUUUGAACUCUAACCAGGCUUUGACAAACCCAGUUUCAACACACACAAUUUUAACUCCCAAUUCCAGCCUCAUGUCUACUGCUCAUGGAACAAGAAUGCCAUCAUUAUCCACAGCAGUUCAGAACAUUGGGAUGUACGGAAAUCUGCCUUGUAAUCAGCCUGGCACAUAUAGUGUCCCUUCAGGAAUGAGUCAAAUGACCCAACAGAGAAAUCCAAAUCAACUUAUAGCCAAUCAAAACAACCCUCUGAUGUCACGGUCAUCUACCUUAGGGCCAAAUAACAAUAGCAAUGUGGCCACUUUUGGAGCUGGAUCUGUUAGCAAUUCACAACAACUGAGACCAAAUUUAACCCACAAUAUGGCAAGCAUGCCAACCCAGAGAACAUCCAAUGUUAUGAUCACAUCCAACACAACAGCACCAAACUGGGCCUCUCAAGAAGCAACAACCAAACAGCAGGAAGCUCUGAAGUCCACAGGAGUCCGCUUCCCUACAGGAACGCCUGCCGCCUAUACUCCAAACCAGUCACUGCAGCAGGCAGUGGGCAGCCAGCAAUUCUCCCAGAGGGCAGUGGCUCCUCCUAACCAGUUAACACCAGCUGUGCAAAUGAGACCCAUGAACCAAAUGAACCAAGCAUUAAAUGGACAAACCAUGGGUCCACUCAGGGGUCUGAAUCUCAGACCCAAUCAGCUAAGCACACAGAUUUUGUCUAAUUUGAACCAGUCAGGGACAGGGUUGAAUCAGUCAAGGACAGGUAUAAACCAGCCACCAUCCCUGACACCCAACACUUUUCCUUCAUCCAACCAAAGUUCCAGGGCUUUUCAAGGAACUGACCAUGGCAGUGACUUAGCUUUUGACUUCCUCGGCCCACAGACUGAUAACAUGGGUCCAGCCCUCAACAGUGAUGCUGAUUUCAUUGAUUCGUUAUUGAAGACAGAGCCUGGCAAUGAUGACUGGAUGAAAGACAUCAAUCUUGAUGAAAUCUUGGGGAACAACUCCUGAAGGAGAAAGGGCAGACAGUUCACAAACUCAAAGCACUAACGGCAGAAUUUUACAAGGAUGCUGUAAAGGCCAAACUUUUGACUUCCACAUGGAUUACAUGAAGAUACUGUGGCUUAAAAACAGAGACUAGCUGUAGUGAACAUAUUGGUCCAAAUUCUUUUUUGAAACCUGAAAGUAAAACAUUGGGAUCUCUUUUCCCCAUCUGAACUCCAGGACAUAUUUUCCAAUUUAUCCAAACAGAACUGUGAUGUUAAUGUGUAAUUAAUUGUGUAAAAUAGACAUCCCAAGCUCUUUUUCUCCCUGAAAGAAAAGUAAUAGAAUUUGUAGCUUGUUUCAACCCUGUGUCACGGGGAGGUACUAGUUCCAAGCAACAAGCAACAGAUUCCUUAAUUUACUCUCAUAGAUAUGUGUGGUUUAAUUUUCCACUGUCUUUUCAUUUAAUUUUCCUAAAGCUUUCAGGAUAGAUUGAAAUGAUUUGUUUGGAGUAACUGAACGAUGUUCUAGGUGAGGGAAAGCCAGAAUCUAGAAAACAUCCAGCUGAUGAUAGAAUUUCUUCCCUAGAUUUGGUCCUCAUUUUUGCAAUUCUCCCACAUAUUCUAUACUUCAGUGGGAUGUUGUAUCUAGUAAUGAAAUAAGAAUGAAGGGCUGCAUAACUCGAUGUUGGCUUCCACAACCAUCUGAAUCCAUUCCCUACCAAGUUUUAGAUACAAAUAAGACUUGUCCUAAUCAUACUGAAAUACUGGUGCACACCUGUCUGUAUCAGAUUUCAUUUUUUAAAAAACCGACACUGGACUUGCCAUAAGGAGAUUUAUUUGGCCAGAAGUAGCCUGAGGUAUUAUUUAUUAUGAUUGAUUCUUACUGGUUUGUUCCUGAGGUGAGUGAAAUUGAGCCUGUCUUCCAUACUAAUUUUGAUGACUAGAGAAUGGUUUGUAAGAAAAGGAAGUUGGAAAUAAAAACUAAGAUUAGAAAGUAUUGAGUUUUAAUUGGAGGUAAAAGAAACAGAAGUAGCAGGUAGGAAUGGGUACAAAUCUACUUCAUAGAGUUUGGAGGAAAGCAUAAUUGGAAGAGAAAACAUUAUUUUAAUUGGGGUGAAUAGCUAAAUAAGAUGUAGUAUGUUAGUUGUGGCCUAUUCAUUCUUCUGUCCCUGAUGUGAUAAUUCCUUGCCACAUUCUAUGGGCCCUUCAUAUCUAAGUUUUAUCCCACAGGGCUGAGUACUAUAUCAAAGUUUUUAUUGAGUAAUUUGAUCUCAGUACCCAUAUACAGAUGAGCUAAAAGUGGGGAAGAUGUGCAGAUUUGGGAAGGAUGCAAAAUAUACUAAUUACAGAGGAGCAAAGGUUAUUGUCAGCCUUUUAGUUAUACAUUCAUAUUUAAGUAUCAAAUGUACUUUAAUUGAAGUCAUUUAAAAACCAAGUCUUUAAAUAUCUGUUCAAAAAAGAACACACUUUUUUAAAUGGGUCCUGCCAUACUGCCCAGGCUGGCCUUGAACUUGCGAUCCUCCUGCCUCAUUCUCCCAAGUAGCUGGGAUUACGGGUGUGCACCACCAUGGCAUUGAAAGAACACAUUUUGAAAGUUGUGCAAAGCCCUCUCCCAGUCUUUAAAAACGUCUAGAGGCAACCUCCUUCCUUUAUAGAAUACCAACAUCACUGGCUCAGAUUUUCUGUGCUAAUUUGUAAAUAUAAAUAAAUGAUUUGUUUUGUAAACUUUUGUAAAGAAUAUUUUGGUAGAAAUACUUAAAACAUAUACUUUGGGUUAUAUUUAUACAUAUGUGAAAUAAAUAUACUAUCAAAAGGUUAUAUUUUAUACAAAAAGUAAAUUGUUACCUUUUGUAUGCUAAUAUACAAAGUUUUGUACAAUAAUAUGGUUUAUUUUUAGCUCUACAUUUAAACCAUAGGUGGUCAAGUGGGAACCUUUGAAAAUUAUCAAGAGGCUUGUUAGACAAACUUAUAUUCUGAAACCUUAAUAAGAAAGCAUUCCAGGUUUCAAUUCUUUCCUUUUUUUCUGCUCUCAAAUUCUUUAUUAAACCCAUAGUUCUUGCGUCUUAUUUGAUUACUCUACUGUGCACAUUGUAUUUGUCCUUGUUGCAUGUGGUCUACUGUGUGUUUUCUCAUUUUAUAAAACAGUGUUUCUCCAUGCAAAAAGAAAGGAAAAAUAAUGUACAUAUGAACGCUUUUAUUUCAUUGCUCCUCCAUGUUUCUGUAUAUAUCUGCCAGUACUUCCCAGUUACACUCUGUGAUUCAGUUUAUUUUUACCCUAACAUAAAUAGUAUGUUUUGUAGUAGCUAUCAAAUUUAAGAGAUAAAGCAAUCAGAAUGUUUGGAUUUUCUUCUAUCUUAAUGUGAAUUUCAUAAUUAAUGUCUAUUUAUUCAGCUAUUCAUUAAAAUACAGGAUUCUUUGGAACAAAUGGUGUAAUCUAUAGUUUCUGUUUGUUGGCAGCCUAUUACCAAAGAUGAUGCAAUUUUCCUGAAAGCUGAGAUAAUGACAAUUUGAUAGACAUAUUUAGUGAGAACCUUAGGAUUUACAACUUAAGAGCUGUUGGAAUACAAUCUUCCAUUUGUAGAAAUACCAGACUACUUAAUUGUUGGCAUUGUUUAUCAUUUUGAUAUAUUAUACAAGCAGUAGAAGUAAUUUUUCAUCCUUUUUUCAAGUUCAAAGACUAGAAAGCAAUUUAAGCAAAUAAUUCAUUCUUGGUUUUGUGUUAAGCCCUGAAGAUAAAUAACUCUGCUCUAAAUGAAUGCACUAAUAUUACCUGCAUUACUGUAACUUAACCCAUAACUGUAAAGAUUUCUACUUGUAAAGUAAAUAUUUGUAUUGUAUGUAAUUCCAUGUGUAAAAAAUAGUUUUAAAAAAUUCAGAGGUGGUUUUCUUGUAUGAAGUCAUACUUUCCAUUCACCAAUGAUAUUGUUACUACAUCCCAGAAAGUUCUGAGAACUAUUAAUAGUAAUGGAUACUUACGGUCAAAUUUAUUCUGUAGGAAGCUUUUAGUACUAGCUAAAUGCUGAGUCAUGUCAUUUUAAUGUUCUUUAAUUCACUUAGAAAGUUUGUAUUAAAAUUUUAUCUGCACAGCACCUAUUAAUUACUGCCUAAUUCUCAGGCAUUGUGGGCAUUUAUCUGACUUGCUUUGUGGCAUUUGGUCAGACUGGGCUGAGGGAACAUAGGGCCCCCAAACCACAGCCUGCCUGAGCACCUUUACUCAGCCCUUCUUGAGAAGCAAGGAGGCUGAGAGAAAUCUGGGCCUCUAGGAAAAGAAGAACCUUUCUGCAUUCUCUUGCCCCACUGUUGUAUAUGUUGGUAGGGUUCCAUUGUCCCUUUCCCUUCUGCCAAAAUAUGUAUGCAAUUCUCUGUUUUACUAGCAUUAUUAAUGGAAUAAUAAUAAAAUUGAUAUUUUAUAUA
Molecule: messenger RNA, 6578 nt
Organism: Marmota flaviventris (yellow-bellied marmot)
Lineage: Eukaryota; Metazoa; Chordata; Mammalia; Rodentia; Sciuridae
Source: RefSeq, a predicted model, not a curated record